Tupaia belangeri chinensis (Chinese tree shrew) is the source of this 2991-nucleotide messenger RNA. It is a transcript of the gene USP4, whose product is annotated as ubiquitin specific peptidase 4. The record is from RefSeq and is a predicted model, not a curated record. Gene Ontology annotation, biological process: protein deubiquitination. Gene Ontology annotation, cellular component: nucleus. Lineage: Eukaryota; Metazoa; Chordata; Mammalia; Scandentia; Tupaiidae. Gene Ontology annotation, molecular function: cysteine-type deubiquitinase activity.
GAGCCUUAAUGAGGACCACGCUCCAACGGGGGGCGCAGUGGUAUCUGAUCGACAGCCGGUGGUUCAAGCAGUGGAAGAAGUACGUGGGCUUCGACAGCUGGGAUAUGUAUAGUGUGGGUGAACGCAACCUGUUUCCUGGCCCGAUAGACAACUCAGGACUCUUUUCAGAUCCUGAGAGCCAGACCUUGAAAGAACACUUAAUUGAUGAACUGGACUAUGUGUUGGUCCCAACGGAGGCCUGGAACAAGUUACUAAACUGGUACGGCUGUGUAGAAGGCCAGCAGCCCAUCGUCAGAAAGGUGGUGGAGCACGGCCUGUUUGUGAAGCACUGUAAAGUGGAGGUGUAUUUGUUGGAGCUGAAGCUCUGCGAGAACAGCGACCCCACCAAUGUGCUGAGCUGCCAUUUCAGCAAGGCAGACACCAUAGCAACCAUCGAGAAGGAGAUGCGGAAGCUGUUCAACAUCCCCGCGGAGCGUGAAACGCGGCUCUGGAACAAAUACAUGAGCAACACCUACGAGCAGCUGAGCAAGCUAGACAACACUGUCCAGGACGCCGGGCUGUACCAGGGUCAGGUGCUCGUCAUUGAGCCCCAAAACGAAGAUGGCACCUGGCCCAGGCAGACACAGCAGUCAAAAUCAAGCACUGCGCCUAGCAGAAAUUUUACUACCUCUCCAAAAUCACCAGCAAGUCCCUACUCCUCGGUGUCUGCCUCUCCCGUUGCUAAUGGUGAUAGCUCUAACACCUCUGGGAUGCACAGCUCCGGUGUCAGCAGGGGCGGAUCUGGCUUCCCAGCGUCAUAUAAUUGUCAGGAGCCCCCGUCACCUCACAUUCAGCCUGGGCUCUGCGGCCUCGGGAACCUGGGGAACACCUGCUUCAUGAACUCCGCCUUACAGUGCCUGAGCAACACUGCACCCCUGACCGACUACUUUCUCAAGGAUGAGUAUGAAGCCGAGAUCAACAGAGACAACCCCCUGGGGAUGAAAGGGGAGAUCGCAGAGGCCUACGCGGAGCUCAUUAGGCAGAUGUGGUCUGGAAGGGAGGCUCACGUGGCACCCCGCAUGUUCAAAACCCAGGUGGGACGUUUCGCCCCUCAGUUUUCUGGCUACCAGCAGCAAGACUCUCAGGAGCUGUUAGCUUUUCUUCUCGACGGCUUGCACGAAGACCUGAACCGAGUAAAGAAGAAGCCCUAUCUGGAGCUGAAGGAUGCCAACGGGCGGCCUGAUGCGGUGGUGGCAAAGGAAGCUUGGGAGAAUCACAGGCUGAGGAAUGAUUCUGUGAUUGUGGACACUUUCCACGGCCUCUUUAAGUCCACUCUGGUUUGCCCAGAAUGUGCUAAGGUCUCUGUGACCUUUGACCCAUUCUGUUAUCUAACGCUCCCACUACCCCUGAAGAAAGACCGCGUCAUGGAGGUCUUCCUGGUUCCUGCUGUCCCUCGCUGCAGACCUACCCAGUAUCGUGUGACCGUGCCACUGAUGGGGGCCGUGUCCGACCUGUGUGAGGCUCUCUCCAAGCUGUCAGGCAUCGCCGCAGAAAACAUGGUGGUCACAGAUGUAUAUAAUCACCGGUUCCACAAAAUUUUCCAAAUGGAUGAAGGUCUCAACCACAUCAUGCCUCGGGACGACAUUUUCGUGUACGAGGUCUGCAGCACCUCCGUGGACGGCUCGGAGUGCAUCACGCUCCCCAUCUACUUCAGGGAGAGGAAGUCUCGGCCGUCGAGCACGUCCCCCGGAGCCGUGCUGUAUGGACAGCCGCUGCUGGUUUCUGUCCCCAAGCACAAGCUAACCCUCGAGUCUCUGUACCAGGCUGUCUGUGAUCGGAUCAGCCGCUAUAUAAAACAGCCUUUGCCCGCCGAGUCUGGCAGCGCGCCCCUGGAGCUAGGGGCCUGCAAUGGCUCCAGGGGCAGCUGUGAAGGGGAAGACGAGGAAGAGAUGGAGCAUCAGGAAGAAGGCAGAGAGCAGCUUUCGGAUGCGGAAGGCAGCGGGGAGGAUGAGCUGGGCCAUGACCCUAGUGAGGCUACCCAGAAGGUCAAAGGCCAGCCCUGCUCAAAGAGGCUUUUCACCUUCAGCCUUGUGAACUCCUACGGAACAGCGGACAUCAAUUCACUGGCCACGGACGGGAAACUUCUUAAACUCAACUCUCGAUCCACACUGGCCAUCGACUGGGACAGUGAGACCCGGAACCUUUACUAUGAUGAGCAGGAGUCUGAGGCCUACGAGAAGCACGCGAGCAUGCUGCAGCCACAGAAGAAGAAGAAGGCGGCGGUGGCUCUGCGGGACUGCAUUGAACUCUUCACCACCAUGGAGACCCUGGGGGAGCACGACCCCUGGUACUGUCCCAACUGUAAGAAACACCAGCAGGCCACGAAGAAGUUCGACUUGUGGUCCUUGCCCAAGAUCCUUGUGGUCCACCUCAAGCGUUUCUCCUACAACAGAUACUGGAGGGACAAGCUGGACACUGUCGUGGAGUUCCCGAUCAGAGCUCUGAACAUGUCCGAGUUCGUCUGCGACCUGUCCGCACGGCCUUACGUGUACGACCUCAUUGCCGUGUCCAACCACUACGGAGCCAUGGGGGUGGGCCACUACACUGCAUAUGCGAAGAACAAACUGAAUGGAAGGUGGUAUUACUUUGACGACAGCAACGUGUCCUUGGCCUCUGAGGACCAGAUAGUGACGAAAGCAGCUUACGUGCUGUUUUACCAGCGUCGAGACGAGGAGACACCAUCGCUUACCGGUUUUCUUGGUCCCUCCGAAGGGGGGACAAGACCCAGCAGCUCCCAGCAGGGCAUGGGGGACGACGACGAGACUUGCAACAUGGACACCAACUGAUGCUCCCUCUGCGACCCUACCACUCACAGCACCGUGCAGGUCUCCAGAUCUGUCGCUCUGAAGACUGCUAGUGUUCAGUCUAAAAUCCAGAUGAGGAAAUUCUCUUCUUUUAUGAGUAGAAGAAAAAAAAAAAAGACCCUGUUUGCCCAGAAGGGUUAUAUCCAGA